Linum trigynum is the source of this 2514-nucleotide messenger RNA. NCBI's taxonomy places the organism in Eukaryota, Viridiplantae, Streptophyta, Magnoliopsida, Malpighiales, Linaceae. The record is from the annotation of a GenBank genome assembly.
UUAUAAGAGAUCUUGAUUUGUGCGUGCAAUUAACCCACGAAAACCCUAAUCUCGUGUCAUUGAGCAGUCAAAAGAAAAGGGGUAAAAAAGGAUAAGAAAAUCAAACUCAAAUUAACCGAACAUAUUACGUUAAACCGAGCCGUUGGAUCUCCUACGAUCCAAGGGUGGGGAUUCACCUAUAUCCUAACCCUCAAUCGUCUUCCACAUCAGACGGCAGAUCCUUUAUGCCGCCGAUCUCCGUCGUAAUUCUAAAAUUAGCAGUUCCCUUCCCCUUUUUUCAAGCCGAUUCUCUCAGCAAGUAAACGACCAUGUCCGAUCACCUUCCCGCCGAUGUUGUCACCAGAAUUCUCGUCCGUCUGCCUGUUGCCGCACUUCUUCGCUGCCGCUCCGUCUCCAGGGCUUGGCGGUCCCUGAUCGACAGCCCGAUGUUCACAAAUCUCCAAAUCGAACACUCCGCCGCCACCGGCGAAAACGCCAUCCUCUACAUCAGCGAAUCCCACGGCGACUACGUCGCCGCCGAAUACGUGAACGGCCUCCGCCGCGGAAUCGCUCGCACCCCUCCUGCGCAAACUGGCGGCGGCACCGAUCCGCGCCAGGUCGUUGCCCUCUUGGGCUCCUGCAACGGGCUGCUCUGCUUCGCCUGCGACUGGGAAAAGGUAAUCGUAUCGAAUCCCGCCACCAGAACCGAUUGCUUGUUGCCGUUUACACUCCUCUUCAAAUCACACACAGUGGGAACUUACCGCUACUACGACGGCAGCCGUAACGUAAUUUACAACCACGGGUACGGAUUCGGGCACGAUCCCAUCUCCGACGACUAUAAGGUGGUCCAGAUUGUCCAGCUGUUCAAGCCCGAAGUGCAUUCUUUGAAUUCUCACUUGGUUAGCUACGGGGUUAGGUCGAAUUCUCAGGUAGACGUGGAAUUCCCCUAUGUGCUAUUUGAUUCCCGGGAUAUAGGUGUGUUUGUGGGUGGGGCUAUGCAUUGGAUAGUUGGUAAACUAGAGGAUCCGAACAGUGACGAUUUCGAUCCGGAUCCGGAUAUUGUGCUGGUUGGCUUCGAUUUAGGGCGCAAUGAGUCCAGGGAGUUGCCUCAGCCAAAGUACACUAAUGGUGGGGAAUCUUUCACCUUCAAACUUGGUGAGCUGGGUAAGUGUUUGUGUAUCUUUGCUGAUUACAAGGAUCGGUAUGUGGAGGCUUGGAUGAUGAAAGAGUAUGGUGUUAAGGAAUCAUGGAGCAUACUGUUCUCGGUUCCAUAUCCCGGAUUAUGUUUCAGUGAUACGAUCAAUCCUCUGGGAUUCUCGGUGACCGGUCAGGAGGUUCUUCUGCAACUGGAUGGCAAGAGGCUUGUUUGGUAUGACAUGAAGGAUCCUAUGAAGGUUGUUGCUGCAGAGGAGAUCACCGUCAAUGGGUUGAAGGGGGAGUCCUUGGAUGCAGUUUUAUGCUAUGGAAGCCUGGUUUCGCCCGGUGCCAAGAUUCCACGGCCCAAAGAGGAAGUGAAAGUUGACAAGCGACAAGAGAAACCAGGACCCCGAAGGAAGAAGAAGACCCAAAGGAACAAGAGGGAUGAAUUCUUGGCUAGUGGGUUCAAGCUGAAGCUGUAGUCAGUUAAACAAGGUUCAUUUCUGAGUUACUUGGAUACUAUGAUAUAAUGCAAUAGGGUAGAAGAAGAAGUUAGUUGAUAGGGUAAUGCAGUGGAGUAGUGUGAAGGCCGGUGGAGAUGGGGAGUUUUCAGUAUGUCUCCCACUCUACAUUUUGAGGCAUUUUGGGCCAUUUUUAGCUGUGUAGGAGGUUGGCAUUGGUGUAAGCUCCAAAUAGCAUCAGACAAAUUGCAGUUGCUGCAAGGAGUUAUUACUUGGAACGAGUAUGGUAUAUGUUUAAACCCUAAUUGUGAUGAUAUGUUCCAGUCUUUUCAGACAUUAUUUGGAUGAAAUGGUUUGUUUUUGGAAUCGGUUGUAGCUGAAUGAUUAAUAUUUAUACUCAUGAGGUCAUGCCAUGGCGAUUUGUAGUUAGUCAUUUACUGUUUUAUAUCGUUGCGCCACUAACAUUAGUGAUGGUAGGGAUGGCGAUGAUACCUCAAUAUCUUAAUAUUCAUGGUAUCCCAUCGGAUCCAACCCGGUCCAAAAUUGGAAAACUCUUUUAGUAAUUUUUUUUUUGUCAUAGUAAUUCUUGCGGAUUAGCCAGUUAAGCUUAAGGGUAACCACAAACAUUACAGUCAGUUCACAAACUCAAUUACAAACUAGGUAAGAGAAAUCGUACAAUGCAGAAGUGAGACUGUGAUAGCGUAAGGUCAUGUGCGCUACAUAACGGGCAGCUUGAUUCGCUUCUCGUGGAGUGAAAACAAAAUUAACGAAAGGUAAAUGUGAUCGGAGCCCUCUUGAUUAAGAUAAAAUCCAAAUUUGUCAUUUGCGAGCUCGUUAUGUUGCGAGGUUGGGACUUGGGACUGAUUUUAUCAUGCAUCCGAUCCGUACAUGAAAUGAUUUAUUAUAAUUGAGUGUAUAAUCAAAGAUCAUUUAUCGG